AAGUAGCUACAGUCGAAAUUGAGCUACUCACUACACAAGAGUAACAGUAACAUUCGCAGCCAAACGAGAAACCAAAGAAAACAACCAGAGACUGAGUGCCGAGCUGAAGCUACAGAAGUCGAAAAACCAGAAGUCAACUAGAAACCAGCACGCAAACCGAACUCCACGCUCACCGGAGUACAUCAGCAAGCAAACGAAAUACAAACACACGAACGCUAGAGAAUUCGCCGGCCAGGGUUAUAGCAAUAAGUCAGCGAGAGAGCGCGAGCACAGGAACUGAGUUUCAAUACAAGCGCACAAUUGGAUUUGUGUAUGUAUUGACUUUGAGUGGAAUCCCCUCUUGGAAAUUGAGUUGUUUGCUAAACGAGAAACCUGAAAUCAGUUUGAGACGAGACAUUGUCCAAAGAGCAUUGAAAAUAUAUUUUUAUGUAGAGUUUGAUCUUUUGAAAAGUGAAGAAGAAAACGUGUGUGAAAAUAGAAAAAAAGUAAAAUUAAGCAAAUUGCGGUACUAUUCCAGUUUAAGCAAAAGGAAGUGUUGAAAGCAUUAAAUAUGUCAUCAAGAUCGGCAUCGCCCCUCAGUAACCUAACGGUGGAUGAUGAGAUAAACAUAAAUGUUAACGAUUCUACGCCAGGCUACUUGGACAUAAAAGCUGAGCGUGAGAGCAGUAUUUCGCCCACACUAACGCCCCCGCGCACACCAACGGAUGAGCAAAUGUAUGUAGAGCAUCCCCAAAAGCCCGUACAAAUGAACUCUAGUUCCUGCACACCAUAUCUGAUGGAGAAGCAACUGCUACAACAGCAACAGUUGCAACAACAACAUAAAUUGCAAAUACACCAACAAGAGCAAGGGCAGGUAUUUUAUACACCUCCGCCACCGCCACCUCAGCAACAACGCCGGCCAUAUCUGUCAACCGCAUUGUUUGAGGCACAACAUUUGCAACAGCAACAACAACAUCAGCAAAUUGCAGCACAGCAGCAGCAACGUUUGUGGUUACACAUGCAACAACAGCAACAGCACCAGCACCAACAACAACCAUUAAAUGUUUACCCUUACCCACCGAAUGCUCCGUAUCUGCCCGCAACACCAGUCGAAGCGGCGGUACAGCAACAAGCUGUGCUUAUGAACCAAUGGCUGCGCAGCGCAGCGUUGUAUCAACAGCAGCAGCAAAAUCCUCAUGUAGCACAUCCGCACUCGCACAGUACGCCGCCGGGCUUGCGUUUUAUACCAAGUCUGCAUUCGCUUCAUCCCGCCGCACGCUUUGGUUUGCCAGCGGCCAUGAAAUUGCCCGGCGCUCCUACAAGCGGCGCAGGUAGUAGACCAAAGAAACAAUUCAUUUGCAAAUACUGUAAUCGCCACUUCACCAAAUCGUACAACCUGCUCAUCCACGAACGUACACACACCGAUGAGCGGCCGUAUUCGUGCGACAUUUGCGGUAAGGCCUUUCGGCGGCAGGAUCAUUUACGUGAUCAUCGUUACAUACACUCCAAGGAUAAGCCGUUCAAAUGCAACGAUUGCGGUAAAGGCUUCUGCCAAUCGCGUACAUUGGCCGUGCAUAAGGUAACCCAUUUGGAAGAGCCGCCACAUAAGUGUAACGUAUGUCAGCGUACAUUCAAUCAGCGCGCAAAUUUACGUAGCCAUUUGCUAAGUCAUACCAACGCGGAGGCGGCUGCAGCUGAGAACAACAACAAUAAUCAUCAGCAACAGCACCAGCAACAAAAUGAUGCCACCAUCGAAUCCAAAGAGUUUGCUACUUCAAAUCGUUGUGCCACCAGCACGUCGCACAACACACCCAUACUUGACCUCUCCGCCGCAUCAGGCGGGCAAGCGACUGCAAGCUGCGCUGAACGUCCAAAGCGUUCGCUUGGUUUCAGUAUAGCUGAGAUCAUGAGCAGGUAGACGGUGAUAUCGUUUGAAAAAAUACAAAUUGGUUUAAACAACAUGGCAGGCGCGACUGUGAAAGGUACGCGAAAAAGACUGCUUUUUGGAAUUGCUCUGUCGGUUGGACUACAGGGCAGUGAAAUUAAUUUUAUGCGCUUGACCAUCGGCUAGUUGGUUGAGCGACGGCGGCUGCGCUGUUGAGCUCAAAUAGUACUGCCACAGGCAAGUGGAGGCAAAGUGAUAUUAGGAAUUAGGUCUGAAAGUUCCCAGUUAUGACUUCAUCGAAGAGGCUGUUGUUGUUGUCGCCUCACGAAAGGAUAGACACUACACAAGUAAAUACAAGUGCAACACGCACAUACAGACUUUGAUUAAAGAAAUUAAAUUAUUUAUUACAUAGGUACUUUAGCUAAAUCUUAAUCUUAAGCAAAUUAUUUGUAUUUAAGCAAGAAUUCGAAAAACUGAAGCUCGUAUGUUUAAUACAUAUGUACAUCACACAUACGUGUACAUAUAGGAUAAAAUAAAUUCAAUACAAACAAA
This is a messenger RNA of Ceratitis capitata (Mediterranean fruit fly), 2416 nucleotides long. It is a transcript of the gene odd, whose product is annotated as protein odd-skipped. Bases 551 to 1897 code for a protein of 448 amino acids. The transcript is spliced from 2 exons. Gene Ontology annotation, biological process: embryonic pattern specification; embryonic hindgut morphogenesis; regulation of transcription by RNA polymerase II. Gene Ontology annotation, cellular component: nucleus. The record is from RefSeq and is a predicted model, not a curated record. NCBI's taxonomy places the organism in Eukaryota, Metazoa, Arthropoda, Insecta, Diptera, Tephritidae. Gene Ontology annotation, molecular function: DNA-binding transcription factor activity, RNA polymerase II-specific; RNA polymerase II transcription regulatory region sequence-specific DNA binding.